AUGGGUAUAGAGGAGCGGUCUGCCUUGACAGCACCCCUUCUCAUGCUGGCCUACGACGUAGAAGCGGCAAUGGCGUCGGCAAUAGUGAAGACUCCUUCACUAACGUCUAGUAAGAAAGCCACGCCGCGCUCUUCAAUAAGUGAGAAAGGCUCGGUUCCCUCGACCAGCAAGGAACCCAUGGCAGGAGUUGACAAGGCCACGCCGCAGGAUGAAGAGAAAGUCCCGCCUCCUUCGCGCGCUAUCUCGCCAGGUGUUCCGCCUUCGCCCGCUAAGAGCACUCAAAAGAAUAUGCCCAUUAUCGGGUUGGCGGCGUUCGUCGUUAUGAUCGUUGGCGUGCUGGUCGUCAUGGUGCUGCUGCGACGCCGAACCACCUCGGGUCAUGGGGGCAGUGACACGGACAGUGACUCGUUGACCACGUGCCACUCCGAACCAUGCGCGCACGUCGCCAGAUUGCUGUCCGAGAGCAUAUCGGCGGACUCCGAGCCCUGCGACGACUUUUACGAGUAUGUGUGCGGCAACUGGAAUCAUAUGGGAAGUCAGGGUGAUGUACUCUUCCAAAAGCUUGUCGACGAAGUCACGGAGCUCGCUCGUAAUGUGCGUGUGCCGGUGGCAGGACAGACAGCGGUGCAGAAGGCAGCACUGGCAUAUCAGGCAUGCGAAAACAUUGUCGCCCAGAACAACACGUCUCUGACCACUGUCAUGCGCAUCCUCAAACAGGCCGGAUUCUACUCGCCGCCCGCAUGGACAGGGCCGGUCAACGCUCUCAACUCAACGUUCUUCUUGGGCGUCCGGUGGAGCAUCGCCGCUCCCGUAAAGCUCACGUACGCACAACCCACUGAUCGAGGAAUCACCCUGAGAAUGGCUCCCAGCGAGUCGCUGAAGGCAUACGUUCACAGGAGGAAGAAGCCGGACUUCUACGCAAAGAUGAAAGACGAUUACGAUGCUUUAAGUACUAUAGAUAAGGACCCAAAAAUUGAUUACAACGCGUGGAUGCAAAUUGACAAGGACGUGAUUGAGGAGACGCAGCAGAAGUUGCAGACGGUAGCCUUGGGCAAUGACUUCGCCGGCUGGAACGAGACUACCAUCGAGAACGCGAUUCAGAAUGUGUCACAGCAACAGUGGGUGAGCCUUCUUAAAGAUUACUUUGGCCGCUACAACGAAUCACUGAGGUUUUAUGUGGACUCACUGUACCUAUUCAGGAAAUUUAUGCAGUUACCAGAUGCAGUUGGUGCUCAGAAGGCGCAGGCCUAUUUUAAGUGGUACAUGGUGGAAAUCUUGGCGACAAAAGUGUAUGCACCCUGGGUCAUCAGAGAAUUCCAGACUUACGAGGAGGCGCUAAACUAUCAGUAUCGCUUGUGCUUCGUAAUUGUAGAGCAAACAGCCAGCUAUGCGUUUUUAGCACCAUAUGUCACAAUGAUGUUCACUGAUGAAGUGAGGGAUGACAUUAGGCAACUCUUGCAGAAAGUGCGUCGAUCUUACAGCUCCGUGUUCGCCGACAUCAACAGCCUGCAGUCAAGCGUCCGAAUGCUGCCUUCCUACGCUAACAGCACUGGACGCAUUUUUGAGCUGCUGCAGCUUACAGAGGAGCAUUCUCUCGAGGAAAACUAUGCACACUACGAAGACAUGACCUCGGAUCCCCUCGAGAAUUGGAGGCGACUAGUGCGAGGUCGGAGCAGUUCCUUCUGGAGUCGCGUGUCGAUGGGGACGGCUGACGCGCUUCCGUCGGACCUGCUAUAUUACGAGGUCGAAAGUAUGUUCUACGACUUCAGCUUGCGACCAGAUGUGGCCGUGUUGCCCGCCUACGACAUACGCGCACCCAUUUUGCUGAAGCUCGCCAGCUUAGGUUCUCUUAUGGCGUCCGCUAUGGCGAAGGUGUUGUACGCGUCACAGAUGAACAAGAAGAAUUGGCACGCGACGGCUGAGUGCAUUCUCCAGCAGCCGAUGCAAAAACAGCAGCAGCAGAACAACAACACGCACGAUGCGGAGACCGGGCAGGUUGUUUUCCUCGAGCGCGCGAUUGCCAUAGCGGUUAUUGACUCUGCAGCUAGGUCACAGGUGGAAGAGAGUGAAUCGGCGGUGGCUCUUCCAGGCAUGCCUGAGCUUCCCGGUAUGAAGCUUCUGUACGCCGUUUGGUGCUACCAACAGUGUGGCGAGAAAGAAGGAAAGCGAUUGUGCAACGAACCACUCAAGGAACUGAGUUUCUUUGGAGACACUUUCAAAUGCGGCCCCGACGCAGCGAUGAGAAAGUCAGAUCCUUGCACGGCAGCAUGGUUUAACUUUGAUCCCCAAGCACGAUAG
Dermacentor silvarum is the source of this 2298-nucleotide messenger RNA. RefSeq names its product neprilysin-1. Gene Ontology annotation, cellular component: plasma membrane. The record is from RefSeq and is a predicted model, not a curated record. The coding region runs from base 1 to 2298 and encodes 765 amino acids. Gene Ontology annotation, molecular function: metalloendopeptidase activity. The transcript is spliced from 2 exons. Lineage: Eukaryota; Metazoa; Arthropoda; Arachnida; Ixodida; Ixodidae. Gene Ontology annotation, biological process: protein processing.